GCGCUGGAGAUGCGCCGAACCGAGCAAGCCCAGACACAUGCGUCUCUCUCUCUCUCUCUCUCUCUCUCUCUCUCUCUCUCUCUCUCUCUCUCUCUCUCUCUCUCUCUCUCUCUCUCUCUCUCUCAGUAAACCCACCGUCUCCCGUCAUCGCCCCGAGUUUCCAGCAGCGCGCUUGAUGUUCGAGCUCUGAUCCGUGAAGCUCUCCAUGCGCGCGUCCUCGCGGAGACGGAGUCUGGACGGACUGUGAUGUGGACGCUGUGAUCAGACUGGAUCUGCUCUCAUGAUCCACUGGUGUCUUCUGCUGAGGAAUUCUGUUUUCGCUUUGAAAACUGCUGCUUGGACAAAUGCAUACAAAUGCAUUUAGGAGCCCAACGGACAAGGAGUGGACAAGUUUCUCCCACAACGACAACGAGAGUCCUGGUCCUCCUCCUGUCAUCAUGUGUGGUGCUGCUGUCAGCAGACGAGCCUUCAACAGCUCCAGGUGUAGACCUUAUUCAUCAGCUGGGCCUUUCGGGUCGCAGAGACAUACACUCUUCUGGGACACCUUACCUCACCUCCCUUGCUUCAUCUCUGUCCAUCCUGCCCCCUGGUUUUGGGGUAAUACUUGGACAGGAUGCCCUUAUUGAGGCCCCAUCGGUGGACCUGCUCCCCGGAGGCGUGGAGGAGGAGUUUUCCAUCAUAGUGAGUUUAAGCUCCUGGCGAGCGAACAAUGCCUUUAUUUUUAGUGUGCGUGACGGCAGGGACAGACUGCAGUUCGGCUUGCAGCUUCUUCCCGGAAGGGUAGUGGUUUACACGGGAGAGAAAGCUUCGAUCUACUUCAAGUACGAUGUUCAAGAUGGACAGUGGCACUCCUUCGCUUUGGGGGUCCGGCCACGUUCCGUAUCUUUCUAUGCACGCUGCGGGGCUGUUCAGUACGGAGAGGAAACGCUGACCCGUCCGCAGACGUUGAGCUCUGAAGGCCGCCUCUCUGUGGGAAGGAUGGACUCCAGGGCGGUGCAGUUUGAAGGAGCAUUAUGCCAGCUGGAUAUUUACCCCUCCACCCAAGCUGCAGUGCACUACUGCGACUAUGUUAGAAAACAAUGCAGACUGUCUGACACCUUCCGAUCUCUGUCAGGGAGCUCAGAGUCCCCAUUUCCAUCAGUUUCACCUUCCCCGAAAUUCCACCGCAGCUCUCCGAAAUCACAGACUCAGAGAUUUAUCCCAGCUAUUGAUGAUCACUCCACUACAACCACCAACUCUAUUUCCACAGCACUUUUUGACCAGUUUUCAACCACAAGCUCUCCGAUGUUUCGCUCCAGCACACCUAGGCAAAUUAAUACAUCUUCAAGACCAUUCAGCAAGGUACACCCCUUGGACUUCAAUCCAGAGACUUCCACGAGCAACCCCACAACAGACAAGAACGUUGAUGGUGAAAAUGUCACUGAGAAUCAGCCUCUUCUCAAGAAGCCCAGAGCAACUCGAGCCACGCCGGAUUUGAUCACCAUCGUCAAGCAGAGCCAUUUAAAAGAGGCCUUGAGGAAUGACGAUAGAUCCCACCAAUCUAACAAAGAGCUACUCCAGACCAAUCUUAAAGUGAACAGCACCAUCCUGUACCGUGAAGAGAGCAGCUACAACCUGGUGGACCAAUCUGAGGAACAGGUCCAGGAGGAGGUGCACGAUGCAGGAUACUCGGAGGGGUACGGAUACGACUAUGGCUUUACAGAAGAUGAAUAUUUCUUUGACUAUGAUGGAUUUGUUGGUCCUAAAGGAGAACCAGGUCCUCCAGGUCCCAUCGGCCCCCCAGGUCUUCCUGGACCCCCUGGAAAGAGAGGACCGCGGGGUCCUCCUGGUCCUCACGGGAGUCCCGGGCCGCCUGGUUUACCUGGUCUAAAGGGUGCAAAAGGUGAUCCUGGACUGUCCCCGGGUCAAGCGCUGAUGGGUGAUAAGGGUGAAAGAGGGCGGACGGGUCCACAGGGUCCUAGAGGUGAACCAGGUCUAAAGGGUCCCAAAGGCUAUCCUGGACCAGCAGGUCUGCCCGGAGAACAGGGUUUGCCAGGAUUGCCGGGCAUAUCUGGGGCAACAGGUUACCCUGGCAGGCAGGGUUUGGCAGGACCGGAGGGAAACCCUGGACCUAAAGGUGUCAAUGGCUUCAUCGGACCUCCAGGAGUUGCAGGACCACCAGGACUGGAGGGAGAGCGAGGAAUUCCGGGUCCUGUGGGAAACAAGGGUCCCAAAGGAAGACAGGGUGUUGUUGGUGAUGUGGGUGAGCGAGGGCCGCCCGGACCGGAUGGGAACGAGGGGCCUGUUGGAGGAACCGGCAGCAGUGGAUUCCCAGGCCUGAGAGGGGAUCUGGGGCCUGAGGGACCCCGUGGCUUUCCUGGCAUUGUGGGACCUCAGGGCCUGACCGGAGGGGUGGGGCCUCCUGGAAUGAAAGGUGAUAAGGGUGAACCUGGAUUGAGGGGUGAGCCGGGAGAAACUGGUUAUCAGGGUGACAAGGGAACGGCUGGUAAUCCAGGCCCGACGGGACCACGUGGAAAACCAGGACCUCUCGGAAAAACGGGAGAACGGGGACCACAGGGGCCUCCAGGGCCACCAGGACCUGAGGGUUUCCCAGGAGACAUUGGUGCACCAGGACCUAACGGCCCAAUGGGACCAAAGGGUCUUCAAGGUGCCCGAGGCCCCCAGGGACCACCAGGGCCAAAAGGAACAGAGGGAGACGAAGGCCCCCCAGGUCCCCCUGGAAAGCCUGGUCCCACUGGCCGAAUAGGUCGGAAAGGUUUCAUCGGAGAACCAGGACCCGAAGGCCUGAAGGGAGAAAUUGGGGACCAAGGGAAUCCUGGGAAACACGGCCCCCCUGGUCCGGCUGGAUUGAUUGGAAUAACCGGAGUGAUUGGACAGCCUGGAGAAAAGGGCGAUCGAGGUCCUCCUGGUCCUUUGGGUCCUCCAGGAGAGAAAGGGUCAACAGGGUAUCCGGGUCUUCCAGGAGUUCCUGGGGAUUUCGGCCCACAAGGUCCACCAGGUCCACAAGGACAGAGAGGAGGAGCAGGCCUUCCUGGGCCCAAAGGGAGAAGGGGCCCGAGGGGACCUGACGGCCCUCCUGGAGAGCCGGGCCCUGAGGGCAUAAAGGGUGAAAAGGGUUUGCCUGGGAAGAAUGGACCUCCAGGAUUCAUCGGUAAAGCUGGAGCUCCAGGGAAGAGAGGACCAGCAGGAGCACCUGGUAAAGCAGGUCCUCUCGGCAGCACAGGUGAAAAAGGUCCUCCAGGUGAACCUGGCUCCAGAGGCCCUCCAGGGGACCCAGGACCAGAUGGAGAGCAAGGUCACGAGGGACCUCCAGGACCUGAAGGAGAGCAGGGACCUGUGGGUGAACCAGGGAUCAAGGGUGACAUGGGGCCUGUCGGAGAAGAGGGUGAACUGGGCCAACUGGGCAUCAGAGGUCCUCCAGGGCCACCUGGAGAGGACGGACAUCAAGGGAAGGAUGGACCAAAGGGUGAGCCAGGUGACCGUGGACCAAUGGGAGAAGCCGGAGAAAGGGGUGAGAUUGGUGACUUUGGCCCACUUGGACCUCCUGGAAAUCCUGGGGAAAAAGGCUACCCGGGACCAGAGGGCAAACAAGGUCUGCCCGGCAACCGUGGACGUCCAGGAAAGAAGGGUGAAAAAGGGUCACCAGGUCACUUGGGAGAGAUGGGCUCUCCUGGCGAAAUCGGACAGACAGGGGAGAGAGGACUCAAAGGUGCUCGUGGAACCAGAGGACCCGCAGGUAGACCAGGAGUUAUGGGACCUCAGGGAGAACCGGGACUUCAAGGUUACACAGGUCACACUGGCAAGCCAGGUCCAGCAGGCCCCCCGGGACCAAAGGGAGAAAAGGGAUAUCCAGGAGAAGACAGUAAAACGGAAGGACCACCCGGGCCCUUAGGUGAACCAGGCUCUCCAGGAGAGAAAGGUGAACGUGGGGAACCAGGAGAUGAUGGAUAUCAGGGUCAGGCAGGGGUCACAGGCACCCGAGGAGCGAUUGGUCAGCAGGGAUCUCCUGGAUCUCCUGGGCUUCCUGGUGAAGCAGGACCCGAGGGCGAGAAGGGAGUUCAGGGACUCGCUGGGCAGAAAGGAUCCCGAGGUCCCGCUGGAGAGCCAGGUCCUGAGGGUCUGGUUGGUUUGCCGGGGCCCAGAGGGACGGACGGGUAUCCGGGAUCCGACGGGCUUCCCGGUCUUCCUGGUUUUCCGGGUCCGCCUGGAUCCAAAGGCCAAACAGGUCAGCGUGGCGAUAACGGUCUGGAAGGGGGGGCGGGACUUCCUGGCCCGCGGGGCGAGCUUGGACUACCUGGAGUUGUCGGAGAGAGAGGGCCAGCGGGGUCAAAGGGCGAGAUGGGUUUACCGGGAGACGGAGGACCGGCGGGUGCUAAAGGCAUGGAGGGGGUGGCGGGAGACCAAGGCUUGAAGGGAGAACAAGGUGCCAAAGGAGAACCAGGUGAGGUGGGAGACGCAGGCAUGAUGGGACUCCAGGGGUUUCCGGGACCCAAGGGUCCGGACGGAGAUCUGGGAUUCACUGGUGCUCCUGGACUCAAGGGACCGGCGGGAGUUCUGGGUUUCUCUGGUCCUGUAGGUCCGGUGGGGAUGAUCGGUCCGGUGGGGAAGCCUGGUGCCAGAGGACCUAAAGGAAGCCAUGGAGAGAUGGGGCCUCAGGGGCCACAGGGGAGUCCAGGGCCACAGGGGGCUCCAGGUUUACCCGGCCCUUCGAUACGCGUCAGUAUGGACGUUCAAGCGCUGAUGGAGGCCGACGCACAUCUUGAGCACGAGAGUUACCAGAACACGGCGGGGUCUCUGUCGGAGAGGAGCGCUGAGAUCUUUAGGACGCUGCAGUAUCUGAGCGAUGUCAUGGACGGCAUGAAGACGCCGCUGGGAACCAGAGAAAACCCGGCUCGCUUCUGCAGAGACCUGCUGGACUGCAGACACACCAUGAGCGACGGUCUGUUCUGGAUCGAUCCAAAUCUGGGCUGUACGUCUGACGCCAUCCAGGUGUUCUGUAACUUCACGGCAGGUGGACAGACCUGCUUGAACCCCGUUACAGUUGAUAAGGCCGUGUUUGAUGUCGGGAAAGUCCAGAUGAAGUUCUUACACUUGCUGAGCAUCACGGCAUCCCAAACCGUUUCCCUCCACUGCUACAGUGACCCGGCGACCGAUGCAUUGGAAACGCCUCGCCUGCGUUUCCGGGGUUGGAACGGCCAGGUGUUCGAGGAAACCUCACCUCUGAGUCCACAUGUGGUUCUGGACGACUGUGAGAUCCGUGAUGGCAGCUGGCAUCAGUCCCGAUUCCUGUUUCAAACCCAGGACGUUCAGCAGCUUCCCAUCGUGGACAUUCAAGGUGUCCAUCCCUCACGUCCAGGAGACCAGCGGCACGUGGAAGUGGGUCCUGUUUGCUUCCUGUGAAAUCACUGAAGGACUUGAAACGGACCUGAUCCUCAAAUCAGAGCAGUGGUGAACUGAGUGACUGCUUGAAGAGCGUCUCCAUCCCGGAACGUGUGUUUUGAGAGACUGCUGUUGUGUUUUAUCUGUUGUGGUUCAGUGUGUCAGGUGAUUUUCUUCCAUUCAAACAUGCACCAAGUCUUGGGCAGAGUCCUUGUGAAUUGUACGUUCAAUCUCGAAUAGAUAAAGAGCCAGACAAGGUUGAUCUUGUAAGCAAACCAUGAAAAGGCCGAGACGGUGCUCUACCUCCUUCACGUACAGGUGCUCGUGUUCAGGUGCAUCCGGCCCGAAACAAACUACGCAAGUGCAAAGAUGCAAACUCCAUUUAGUGCUUCGUCAGGUUUUCUGUCCAGACUGAACAACGGUUUGAGGUCUUAAUCAGUGGUUAUAACAACACUAACGAUGUUUCCAUCCAUGUGUCUAAAAUGAAUUAUGGCAUAUUACCAAAAAAAAAAAAAAAAGUUUAAUGAAAAUGUCAGGAAGUGCAUAAAAUCAUGAAAAUUCGUUUUUGCAUAAAACGCUGCAUGGAAACCACAAGGAACGCAUAAAAAAAAAAAAAAAAAAAAAAAAAAAAAAAAAAAAUUGCAGUAUCAUAUUAGAAAAGAGGUAUGAAAAUGUCAAGAAUUGCAUAAAAUUUUGAUUAUCACAUGACAAACGCUGGAUGGAAAGAUGAAGAAGUGUAUAAAAUUGGGUUUUCAAAAAAAAAAAAAAAAAAACAGCAACACUGAAUGGAAAUGCCAAAUAAUGUAUAAAAUCAUAAAAUAUCACAUAAAAAUGCUGAAAGAAAAUGCCAAGAAGUGCAUAAUAUAUAUAUAGUCGGGGUAUCGCAUAAAAAACUAUGGGCAUAAAAUCGUAAAAAAUCUUUAAGGAUUUGCAUAAAAACAGGAUUGGAAAAUCCCCCCCAAAAAUAUCACAGAAAAAAACUGAUAAUUUUGGAAUAGCGCAUAAAAAACGCUGGAUUAAAAUGCCAGGGGAAAAAAAGCGCAUAAAAUAUAAAAACAAAACAAAACCUAAUCUCAAAAGUUUUGGGGUAUUACAUAAAAAAACACUGGAUGGAAAUGCCAAGAAAUGCACAAAACCUUUUUAACAAACUGGGUAUUGCAUAAAAAACGCCAAGAAACCUAUAAAACUAACAUUUCUGGACGGAAAAAGCCAUGAAGUGCAUAAAAUCUUAAAAUAUCAACAGCAAGAUCCUUCAAAGCAUAUUGAGGUGGCUAUUUAUUUUGUUUUGUUAGAGACCGUUCAUAAACUAUAAUCGUUUGAUUGUUUUAGUAGCCUGCUGAUUAUUUGCGCCGGUUAAAGAUUCUGUUUGCUUGAACACAUGGGAUGCAAACAGCAUUUUAUUCGCAAAUGUUUUAUGCGAUAUCUCAAUUUUUCUGCAUCUUUUUGAUGUAAACAUCACAGACAGCCUUGGACGGAGGCGUUUUUAAGGAUUUCUGUGUUUGCAGGGCAUCGCUGUGUUUGCGUACAGUGUGUUUCUGGCCGUAAGGUGCUGGCUUUUUCUGUUGUACUUCUGCGCUUGGUCAUUUCGAUCACAACAAUCCUAAUUUAUAUGAACAGUGUGUUGAUGAUUUCUGUUACACAUCGGCUUGAUAUACUUUAUAUGUUAAGGAGAACGUUCACUCAUGACCCUUAAAGAGACGCCACGAGUAUCUCACCUAAAUCCAAGAAUGAUGAGAUUUUUUUUUUGUGACUACGUUAUUUGAAACCAUUUUAAAAAGUUCCCAGGUGAUUAAAAAUGUCAAUUUAUGAGAUCUUAUGAGAUAUUUGUGACAUCUCUGUCGUAUGGAAGCCGUUUCUGCCAGAGAAUAGAAAAAGAGAAAGUCUAUAAUCCAUAAUUCUGAGUUUAUUUCUUGCAGUUCUGUUUAAAAAGUCAGAAAUGGGCUUUCAGAAGGUCAUUGUCGGUCGACUUCUCUGUGGUGCUGUCGUAUUCAGCGCUAGCAAUGAGGUAGUCACUUUUUUAUUUUACCCUUAUGUAUAUUUGGACAUUAUAUGUUUGAUUAUUUAUGUUAUCUUUUUUAAUUCUCCAAAAAAUACUGUACUCCAAUAAAUUAUGAUAUCGCUCUGAGAUCUAUCUGGUCGCUCACCGUUUAGUUGGAAAUCUUAUUUAUGUCAAAUUUGUAUUUGUAUAUAAACACAAAUAGGGAGUGUAUGUUGUGUUCUGGUGUCAGUAUCAAAACUGUCACUAAAUGUGCUUACAGAAACAAAACAAGACGGAAAAUGUAAAUAUUCUAUAUUUUGACAUUAAAUAAAAUGUAUGAUUUAA
Molecule: messenger RNA, 7702 nt
Organism: Carassius gibelio (silver crucian carp)
Lineage: Eukaryota; Metazoa; Chordata; Actinopteri; Cypriniformes; Cyprinidae
Product: collagen alpha-1(XXIV) chain
Exons: 60
Coding region: 355-5400 (1681 amino acids)
Molecular function (GO): extracellular matrix structural constituent
Source: RefSeq, a predicted model, not a curated record